This is a messenger RNA of Dermatophagoides pteronyssinus (European house dust mite), 1688 nucleotides long. RefSeq lists its product as uncharacterized. NCBI's taxonomy places the organism in Eukaryota, Metazoa, Arthropoda, Arachnida, Sarcoptiformes, Pyroglyphidae. Gene Ontology annotation, cellular component: membrane. Gene Ontology annotation, biological process: G protein-coupled receptor signaling pathway. The record is from RefSeq and is a predicted model, not a curated record. Gene Ontology annotation, molecular function: G protein-coupled receptor activity.
ACCGAAUGGUCAAAUAUAUUUUUCGAUUGUUUUCAUAAUCGUUGGUUUAUUACAUAUCAUUCAUUGAUAUUACAAUCAAUCUAUGAUGAUGAUAAUGGUGAUUUUGGUGAUAAUGGUGAUAGUUCUUCUUCGGCAACAAAUUCUACAUCAGCCAAAAAUGAUGAUGAUGAUGAUGAUGAUUUUAGAUAUUGGUUUCGUGUACGUGGUAUAAUAAGUGCCGAUAUUGAUAUAACUGAUACUGAUAUUAAUCAAUGUGAUCAACAAAAAUUAUCAUUUAUAAAUGAUAAAACAACAACAGCAAAUAAUCUACGUACAACAUUAAAUCUCUAUGGAACACACAAAUGUCAUAAUGAAAAUAGUGAGUGUAUUUUUAUAUCUGGUGGUGGAUUAUUUCGUGGUGGUUAUCAAUGUCGUUGUAAAAUGGGUUUUCAUUCAAUUGUAACAAAUUUUGGACCAACAUUCAAUGGUACAUUAAUGGAACGUUCAUAUCAGGAUAAACAGGAUGGUAAAAGUCCAGCAUAUGAUUAUAUGUUUCAAUGUGAACGUUGUCAACCUGGUUGUGAACAAUGUCAAGAUAAUACACCAUGUUUAUCAUCAUAUAAUUAUGCAUUUCGUAUAUCAUUAUUAACAAUAACAAUAUUAUGUAUAAUAUUUACAUUUAUAUUGGCAUUAAAUAUUUAUCGUUUUCGUCGUUUAAAAGUAAUAAAAGUUGCAUCACCAAUAUUUCUUUGUAUUACAUUGUUAGGUUGUGCUAGCAUGUAUCUUGAGACUGUUAUGAUAUUUCCAGUAAUGAAUACAGCCACAUGUAUAUUAACAAAAUGGACCAGGAAUUUUGGUUUUUGUUUAACAUAUUCAUCAUUAUUAUUAAAAACAUGGCGUGUAUCAUUAACAUAUCGUGUAAAAUCAGCACAUAAAAUUAAAUUAACCGAUAAACAAUUAUUACAAUGGUUAUUUCCAAUAUUAUUAGUAAUGGUUAUUUAUCUUGGUGCAUGGACAAUUUCGGAUACACCGAAACCAAAUUAUAUUGUUGAUUGGAAUAAUUUAAAAUUUAAACAAUGUGAUUAUAGCUGGUGGGAUCAUAGUCUAACUAUUGGUGAAUUUUUAUUCUUGCUUUGGGGUAUAAAAGUUUGUUAUAAUGUUCGUAAUGCACAAUCAUUAUUCGAUGAAGCUAAAUAUAUAACAUGGGCAAUAUAUAAUAUUACUAUUGUCAAUAUGGUUAUGAUUCUUAUUCAUUUAUUUAUACUACCAGAUUCAGGUCCUGAUAUAAAAUAUUUUUUCGGUUUUCUACGUACACAAUUAAGCACGACAACAACAGUAAUAUUAAUAUUUGGUCCAAAAUUUUAUCGUGUUAUUAAAGGUGAAGGUGAUUUAUGGAAUACAAAUUUACAAGCACGUUGUAUGAUGAUGGCUGAAACAUAUGCAUUCAAUGGUAUUAGUUUAGCACAUGAAGAAACAACUGAUCUUUAUCAGGAAAAUGAUGAUCUUAAACGUGAAAUACAAAAACUUGCAGCCCAAUUAGAAUUAAUGAAACUUUGUCAAAUGGAAUUUCGUAAUCGUCAUCUGAAUAAUCAUUCAAAAUUUUUACGUAUUCAACAACAACAGCAAUUACAACCAGAAUAAUAAAAAAAAUCGAAACAUUGAAAAUCAGAAAAUUUAAUCCAAACUUCCGGCAAACUUUACCUGAAACC